AUGGAGCCCCCUAAGCAGCAGCUGUCCUUCGUCUUGUUGCAACAGCAGCAAGUGAUGCUCUUAGAAGACAGGCCCCCUGGAGAUGUUUGCUCGAUGCCUGCAAACCCGACCCCCAGCCCCCAGGUCUGUACAGACACCUCGCCUCUGCUGCAGCAAGACUGCGGAGUAAGAGCGGGGGCCCCACCCGCUGCUGCUGCUGCUGCUGCUGCUGCUGUUGCUGCUGCUGGAGGAGCGGCAGAGGGGACGCAUGAGGUACCAUGGCGCUGCUGCAGCAGCAGCACUUCAUUCGUAGGCCUGAUUCUCCGGACAAAGACAGCAGCAGCAGCAGCAGCAGCAGUAACAGCAGUAGCAGCAGCAAUGACGUCAGCAGCAGCAGCCACUCAGCAAAAGCAGCUGCAGCUGCAGCAGCAGCAGCAGCAACCGCAGCAACCCAGACGCAGGGGGAGGCCCCCUAAAGCCGCUCCCAGCUCGGGGCGCCCAAUGGCUGGGGGCCCCUCGCGUCCUGCUGCUGCAGCAGCAGAAGCAGCAGCAGCAGCGGAAGAUUCGGCAGCUGCAGCAGCCCCAGCAGCUGUAGACCCUCCAACUGGAGCAGCGGCCGAAGAAGCACCGACCGCACCAGCAGCAGCAGCAGCAGCAGACGACAGCAGCGACUGCAGGGAGGAAGCAGCAAAGGAAGCUCAGCAGCAAAGAAAACUGCGCAGGACCCCCGCGAGAGAGAAGACGGCAGCAGCGCUGCAGCAGCAACAGCAGCAGCAGCAACAGCAGCAGCAGCAGCAGCAGCAGGAGACGCCUGAGAAGGGCCCCCGUUCAAGUGUACAGGCACCUCAAGUGGGUGCAGCAGCUACGAGGCCUCCACGCCGCUCCUCUCGCUCGCAGCAGCAAAGCGAAACAGCAAGCAGCAGCAGCAGCAGCAGCAGCAGCAGCCAAGCACAGGGCUCCAAUGAAGGCCGGCCUCGCGUCGGGGCUGCAGCCCCUGAAGAUGCAGCAGCAGCAGCCCCUGCUGCUGCUGCUGCACCAGCAGCAGCAGACCCCAAAGCAGCAGCAGCAGACUCCAAAGCUGCAGCAGCAGACUCCAAAGCAGCAGCAGCAGACUCCAAAGCAGCAGCAGCAGCCUCCAAGGCAGCUUCAAGUUCGGCAGGAGUAGCAGACGCAGCAGCAGCAGCAGCAGAUGCAGCAGCAGCAGCAGCAGACUCAGCAGCAGCAGCCGCAGACUCAGCAGCUGCUGCAGCCGACUCAGCUGAAGCAACAGCAGCAGACUCAGGUGGUGCAGCAGCAGACUCAGAUGCAGCAACAACACCGGCAGAGGCAGCAGCAGCAACAGCAGCAGCAGCAACAGCAGCAGCAACAGCAGCAGCAGCAACAGCAGCAGCAACGCCAGAAGGAGAGGAAUCGGAGACAGAUGGGGCAGCACGCAGCGGGCCGCGGCGUUCGUCUCGUCUGUCUGCAAUCACUCCCAGCAGCAGCAGCAGCAGCGGGAGCAGCAGCAGCAGCAGCAGCGGGAGCAGCAGCAGCAGCAGCAGCGGCAGCGGAGGACCUUCCCCUGCUGCCGCUUCUGCUGCUAAGAGCACGAAGGGCCCCCCAGUUGCUGCUGCUGCUAGCAGCAAAAGGAGGGGGGCCCCCAGCACGUUGGAGACACCGGGUGUGAGGAGACGCAAGCAAGAGGCAGCAGCAGCAGCAGCAGCAGGAGUAAAGCCUGAAGCAGCAGCAGCAGCCCCAGCAGCAGCAGCAGCAGCAGCAGGACGCACAUUUACUGCAGACUUUGGGGGGGUGCCUCGAUGCUCUCUCCGAGCUGUCUCCUUCGAGGAAGCAGCAAGCCGACUAGGCAUACAGCAUAUAAGGAGACAGCGCUGCAGCAGCAAAAUGCUACAGUGUAGGAGGGCUAUUAAGCGUUUGCUGCGACAAUACCAGCAGCAGCAACAGCAACAGCAGCAACAGCAGCAGCAGCAGCAGCAAGAACAGCAGCAGGGGGAGCAGCAACAGAAGCAGCAGCAGCAGCAGCAGCAGAAGCAGCAGCGACACAAGCAGCAGCAGCAGCAGCAGCGGCCUGUGGUUUACUGCCCCCACAUGCCUGAGGAGGGGGGCCUGCAGCGAGAUAUUGAAGUGCUGCGGUGUAUAAAGAAGGGCUUCGUGUCUCCUUUUAUUCAAAUAGUGGAGGUCUUAGAUGAUAGACAUCCGCUGCGGCUAGGGGCCCCCCUUAGCCGCCCUGUCUUCGCGCUGCGGUAUGAGGGGCCCCCUAUUCCUGCUGCUGCUGCUGGAGUUGCUGCUGCUGCUGCUGCUGCUGCCGGUGCUGCAGCAGAGGCACCCCCUAAGAGGGUCUUGUUUGGAGAGAGAACAGGGUUUGUUUGCAGCAGCAGAGAGGAAGAAGAAUCUGCUGAUGCUUCUGCUGCUGCUGAUGCUACGCCUGCUGCUGCUGCUCCUGCAGCAGCACCAGCAGCAGCAGCAGCGUCGCACCAGCAGCAACACAGAGCAUCAGAACUAAGAAGAAGGAGGCAACAGCACUCCAACGCAACCAGCAGCAGCAGUAGCAGCAGCAGCAGCAGCACGGAUGAACACGGGCAUUCUGAUGGCUGUGAUUUCUCUCUGUCUUUUUCGUUUGAUGCGUUUACUGCACCACCAGUAGCAGCAGCUUCUUCUCUAGAGUUAAAUGCUGCAGACGCUGCGCUGCUGCUGUCUUCCGACGACGAAGAGCAGCAGCAGCAGCAGCAGCAGCGGAGAAAGGGAGCAGAGCAAGCCCUGCCGUGGCUCAGCCGAACAGCAGCAGCAGAAGCAGAGCUCUUCGCUAGAGAAGCAACAGAUGCAGACUUCAUGCCCUGGGAUGCUGCACAACCAAGACCCAAAGGCGUUUAUUUUGUCCGAACCGCUGCUGCUGCUGCUGCUGCUGCUGCUGCUGCAGGUUUGCCUCUGGGUCUGCAGCAGCUGGCUGUUGGAGAGGUGCUGCGUCUGUCUACGCGUUGCUGCGGGGUGCCUAUACACCCCGGCGAUCAAUUAUUUGUAGAUUUUGGGAUGUCUUGGGGAGCAGCAGCAGAUGCAGCAGCACUAAGACAUGCGCGGAUACAGCUGAGAUCCCUUAGAAUGUUAGAGAGGCAGGGCGGCGCUGCUGCUGCUGCUGCUGCAGCAGCAGUAGCUGCUGCUGCUGCUGCACCAGACCUAGAUGAAGAUGAAGAUUUUGCUAAGAGGGUGCUGCGGGGGGGCCCCCUGGGGGCCCCCCUUAACUCUGCUGCUGAUAGAGAGGGGGCCCUAGCUAGUUCUGUUGCAGCAGAUGCAGCAGAAGCAGCAGCAGCAGCAGAAGCAGCAGCAGCAGCAGAAGCAGCAGCAGCAGCAGCUGCUGCUGCUGCUGCAGAGCUCCCUCCCCCAGACCCCUCGCUUGUGCUGCCACCAGGCCUCAAUGAAGCAGCAGCACUGGCAGCAGCAGCAUCUGCUGCUGCUGUUGCUGCUGCUGAUGCUGCUGAUGCUUCUGCUGCUUCUGCUACAUCUCCCGCAGCUGCAGCAACAACAGCAGCAGAACCUGCAGCAGCAGCAGAGGCUCAGGCACCAGGGUCUGAUGCAGCAGCAGCAGCAGCAGCACCUGCAGCAGCAGCACCUGCCGCAGCACCAGAGUCAGGCUUGAAGUCAUCUGCAGCAGCAGAAGCAGCUGAAGGGUCUCCCCCAGAGGCAGCAAAAGCCCCGCCAGGAGCAGAAGCAGCAGCAGCAACCCCAGCAGGCGCAGCAGCAGCAGCACCAGGAGCAGCAGGAGAAGCAGGAGCAGCAGCAGAAGCAGCAGCAGCAGCAGGAGAGCCCACAGGGUUUGGUGGGCGUGUGUUUCCUUCGUUUGCUGCUGCUUGCUGCGCUGCAGCAGCAACUCCGCCUCGCUCAAUACGAGGGGGCCCCCCUCAAUCAGCAGCAGCAGCAGCAGCAGCAGCAAGGGGGGGCCCCCCCCCGCUCUCUGGUGUCUCUGGGGGCCCCUCGCUGCCUGAGCGGGGGCCCUUAGAGAUCCUUAAACCCUGCAAAGAAUGCAGAAAACAAUUCGGGAAGGAUGCAAACCCUAUUACUUGCAGGGUUUAUCAGCUGCAUUUCGGUGCGAGCGCCGCUGUGGACGGCGACUGGGGACAAAAUCCGCUCACCGUAUCCAGGGCUGUCAUUGGAGCUCUAGCAGCAACAGUAGCGAGCUACAGAAGAAAAGAAGUGGAGGCUGAGGAUGCCUUCAGAGACCCCAAGGGCCCCCUUUGUGUGUCUCCUGCUGCUGCUUCGGCGCUGCUGCAGCAGAUGAGCUCUACUUCAGCAGCCUUUGUGCCGCUCUUGGGUUUUUUUGCUGGGGAGACGAAAAUAGAAAGAAGAUUCAAAGAGGGCGUAUUCGUAGAUGGUGAUGAGGAGUGGGUGCUUCCUCGGGUCUUCAUGGAACAGCUGCUGCUGCAGUCGCUGCGGCCCUCUGAGCAUUCUGCUGCUUCUUCUUUUGCUUCUCUCUUUCGAUUUGAUCUGCUGCCGUUUGUCUCUGCUGAAGGUGAGAGAAAGCAGCUUAAAAAUAAACAUCUGCUGCCUCAAGCUUCUCUCAACUGGGGAGACAGACCUGCUCUUCUAUUCAGACAGCAGCAGCAGCAGCAGCAACAACAACAGCAGCAGCAGAUGGUGUCUCCUGCAGCACGCAACAAAAGAGCUGCAGCCAUAGGGCAUAAAUUCGCAGCAUCACACAGCAGCAGCAGCAGCAGCAGCAGCAGCAGCAGCAGCAGCAGCGGGAGCGGUAGUGGGAGCAGGAGGGUUGGUUUUGCUGCUGCUUCAGUGGCGUUUCCUCCUGCAGGUGGUGUGGGGUUUGCUGCAGCAGCAGCAGCAGCAGGUGCAGGUCCUUUGAGAGCAGCAGAGCAGCAGCAAAUAUGUUUAGAGAUGUUGCUGCUGCUGGCUCGCAAUGAGAGUUUGCUGCAGUGUACAGACACCUGGAAGAGAGGGGGCUUUCAGUUUCACUUCUCUCGCUUAUCCGGAGGCAGUUUAGCAGCAGCAGAUAUAUCUUUCUAUUGGGGGGCCUUUGCUCCGCUGCUGCAUGCGCUGGGGCUGCUGCAGCGAGGAGGUGCAUCAAUAACAGAUGCAGCAGCAAAAGCAAUGGUGAGGGAACACCCGCAGCAAGUUCGAACGACGGUAGCUACACUGGAAGCUGCUGCUGCUGCUGCUGCUGCUGCUGCUGCUGCAACAGAUGAGCAACAGCAGCAGCAGCAUAUGCAGCAGCAACAGCAUAUGCAGCAGCAUAUGCCGCAGCAGCAGCAUAUGCAGCAGCAACAGCAGCAACUCGUGCAGCAACAACAAGCUGCGCUCCCUGUGCAACACCAGCAGCAGCAGCAGCAGCAGCAGCAGCCAGAGCAGCAGCAACAGUUUAUCCCAACACUGAGCCCGCAGCAGCAGCAAGUGCAGCAGCAGCAGCAAAUGCAGCAACCAGCAGACAGCCACACAGGAGAGACGCCGCAUAUGGAAGAGAAACACACAGCAGCAGCAGCAGCAGCACCAGCAGCAGCACCAGCAGCAACAGCAACUGCUGCAGACACAGCAGCACCGCUGCCCUCUUCCUCUGCAGCACUUCAGGCAGCACAAGAAGCCUCUGCUAGUAACGACAGCAGCAGCAACAGCGGGAGCAGCAGCAACAGUAACAGCAGCAGCAGCAGCAGCAGCAGCAGCAGCAGCAGCGAGGCACCUAUGCGAGAGAGCAAUGGGGCCCUUCCGACGUCAGGCAGCCCUUUGGAGGGGCAGCAACAAACAGCAGCAGCAGCAGCAAAUGCAGCAGCAACAGCAGCAAAUGCGGGAGCAGCAGCAACAGUAACAGCAGCAGCAGCAGCAGCAGCAGCGAGGCACCUAUGCGAGAGAGCAAUGGGGCCCUUCCGACGUCAGGCAGCCCUUUGGAGGGGCAGCAACAAACAGCAGCAGCAGCAGCAAAUGCAGCAGCAACAGCAGCAAAUGCAGCAGCAGCAGCAGCGAAGGCAGCAGGUGCAGCAGUAG
Molecule: messenger RNA, 5952 nt
Organism: Eimeria acervulina
Lineage: Eukaryota; Apicomplexa; Conoidasida; Eucoccidiorida; Eimeriidae
Exons: 11
Coding region: 1-5952 (1983 amino acids)
Biological process (GO): exocytosis
Cellular component (GO): exocytic vesicle; plasma membrane
Molecular function (GO): neurexin family protein binding
Source: RefSeq, a predicted model, not a curated record